Messenger RNA from Strongyloides ratti, 1008 nucleotides. Its product is annotated as Carboxylesterase, type B domain-containing protein. Gene Ontology annotation, cellular component: cell surface; synapse. NCBI's taxonomy places the organism in Eukaryota, Metazoa, Nematoda, Chromadorea, Rhabditida, Strongyloididae. The record is from RefSeq and is a predicted model, not a curated record. Gene Ontology annotation, molecular function: signaling receptor activity; neurexin family protein binding. The transcript has a single exon. Bases 1 to 1008 code for a protein of 335 amino acids. Gene Ontology annotation, biological process: presynaptic membrane assembly; neuron cell-cell adhesion; synaptic vesicle endocytosis.
AUGUUUAAUAAAGUUAUAUUGUUGAAUGGAAACAAAUUUUCUGAAAGAUCAAUCCCUUCAAAUAAUGUUAGAAUUUAUUCAGCUAAGUUACUCAAACAAAUUGAUUGUCACAUUCCAUCAUAUUCUCAAGCAAUAGAUUGUUUGAAAACUAAAUCAAUUGAGGAAAUAAAAAAUGUAUUAAAUAGUAUGGUAUUUGAUGAAGUUGAUGGAAUUCCAUUUAAACCAUAUAAUGAAAAUAAAGAAAAACCAAUAUUAAAAAAGAAAUAUAAUAUUAUAUUAGGAAUAAGUAAAAAUAUAAUGUCAGAGUAUAUGUCUAUUGAUGAAUUUAAUGAAAAUUAUAGUUAUCGUGAUUUUAAAAUAUUUUUACAUAAACUAGUCAAUGAUAAUGAAAAUGUUAAUGCUCCUUUAAUUAGAAGAUUAGUUAUGCACGAAUAUUUAUAUGCAGAAGGAAACAAAUCAGACACAUAUUAUUUAUGGAAAGUUAGUAGAAAAAUUUUAAAUGAUAAAGUUUUUCGUUCACCAUUAAAAACAUUAGCAUAUGAUAUAUUAACAGUUGAUAAUAAAAAUAAAGUGUGGUUGUUAGAGUAUGAAAUAAAUAAUGCUUUUGAGGUAUGUAUAAAAUCAAACAUUCCAGAAUAUUUAGAAACUUUUUGUAAACGUUUAAAUGAAUAUAUUAUACGUUUUGUUAAAAAAGGUUCACCAACAGAAAAUUCAUGUAAUCCUGAAAAUCCAACAUUUCCACGAUUAGGAUCAACAAAAAGAAACUAUUAUUUAAUACUUCAUGAAGAUGGUAAAGUAGAGUGGGACUUUCCUUUUUAUCAAAGAAGAGUUACCUUGUGGAAUAAUUUAAUUCCAUUUAUGAAUAAAUUAGAACUGGUUGGUAAAAGGUUUCCAAUGGCAGACAUACAUAAUGAUUUAUUCAUUGAUCAAGAAAUCCCAAAUUUUUAUAUAGAAGAUGAUUAUCAAAAAUGGCAUAAAGACAUUACUGAAGGUCAUAUAGAAUUAUAA